AAAUUCGCCGAAAAGGUGGAAACUUUUUUUCUGGAUCUGUUGCAUUGCCUUUCUCUCCCCUCCCCGACGCAUCUUCUAUCCAUAUCUAGCUAAGCUGCAACUACCGUACCUGGUGGGCCUUCUUGAUCGAUUUUACUUGCUAUAUAUGCGUAAAAAAACCAGCAGAUACUUAUAUAGAGAGAGAGAUCUAUAUGUGUUGCUUGUGGACUUGCGAUUGUUCAUUGUUCUGAGAUCCAUCUAGGUUUCUUGUGCGUGCGUGCGUGCUAUUGCUAUCCACCAUGACGGUAGCUCACCUCCUUCUCCAACUCUCUGUCGCCGGCAAUGCUGCCAGGAACAGGAUGGUUCCUCCUGCCAUUCUCCUGAUUCUUCAGCUUCUCUUCGCAGCGCUGGGCGCUGACGGCGCGUCGUCGUUCACCUUCACCAACGCCUGCCAGCACCCGGUGUGGGUGGGAGCGCUCCACGGUGCGAGCUCGCCGCCGCUGGCGCGCUCCGGCUUCUACCUGGCGCCGUCGGCGACGUCCCGCCUGGACGCGCCGUCGUCGGGGAGCUGGUCGGGCACGUUCUGGGCGCGCACGGGCUGCGCCGUGGACUCCGCCACGGGCCGCUUCUCCUGCGCCACGGCCGACUGCGGCACGGGCGACGUCGCCUGCGAGGGUCGCGGGCCGGCGCCGCCGGUCACGCUCGCCGAGGUCACCCUUGCCGCGCCCGGCAGCGGCGGGCAGGACUUCUACGACGUGAGCCUCGUCGACGGGUUCAACGUGCCGGUGCGCGUGGCGCCCUCGGGCGGCGGCGGCGGCGGGGACUGCCGCCCCGCGUCGUGCGCCGGGGACGUGAACGCCAUGUGCCCCGCGGACCUCCGCGUCGUGGCGGCGUCCGGCGGCGUGGUGGCGUGCAAGAGCGCGUGCGCCGCCUACGGCAGCGCGCGCUACUGCUGCACGGGGCAGUACGGUACGCCGGCGACGUGCGGGCCCACCAACUACUCGCAGGUGUUCAAGAGCACCUGCCCGGCGGCGUACAGCUACGCCUACGACGACGCCAGCAGCACCUUCACCUGCUCCGGCGCCACCAGCUACGACGUCACCUUCUGCCCUGGGAGUUGAUGAUGCUAUGAGAAUCAAGAGUGAAAACUGGUCACAUGAAGAUGAGGUUUGGAGAUUAUUCCUUCAUAUUUCCUCCGAAAUUCCUACAGAAAUUAUGGUGCUUCAACCAUGAAGCCGGUAGGAGUUACAAGCAAUAAGAUGUUGAAGUGCACACGAGGCAACACGCGCAUACGUGGAUUUAAUUUAUUCAAUAUACAUACUCUUCAUAGAAACGAAGUGGUUCAACGAUAUCAUGAAUGUUUUUUUUUUAAUGUUUGGAUGAUGGAUUGAUGGUACACUUUAACAUCA
Molecule: messenger RNA, 1388 nt
Organism: Setaria italica (foxtail millet)
Lineage: Eukaryota; Viridiplantae; Streptophyta; Magnoliopsida; Poales; Poaceae
Product: thaumatin-like protein 1b
Exons: 2
Coding region: 279-1100 (273 amino acids)
Biological process (GO): defense response
Cellular component (GO): extracellular region
Source: RefSeq, a predicted model, not a curated record